Molecule: messenger RNA, 1729 nt
Organism: Neofelis nebulosa (Clouded leopard)
Lineage: Eukaryota; Metazoa; Chordata; Mammalia; Carnivora; Felidae
Gene: FMO1
Product: flavin containing dimethylaniline monoxygenase 1
Exons: 9
Coding region: 109-1707 (532 amino acids)
Molecular function (GO): NADP binding; N,N-dimethylaniline monooxygenase activity; flavin adenine dinucleotide binding
Source: RefSeq, a predicted model, not a curated record
GGGCCUGCUAGGACAACAUUGGCUUGUGCUCAUCCAUUUCAAUUCCUACUGGCUCCAGAGUCCAAACUAUGGUGGGGACCAUGGGAAUUCCAGGUACACUAAAGGAACAUGGCCAAGCGAGUUGCGAUUGUGGGAGCCGGGGUCAGUGGCCUGGCCUCCAUCAAGUGCUGCCUGGAGGAAGGCCUGGAGCCCACAUGCUUUGAGAGGAGUGACGACCUCGGGGGGCUGUGGAGGUUCACCGAACAUGUUGAAGAAGGAAGAGCCAGCCUCUACAGGUCUGUGGUUUCCAACAGCUGCAAGGAGAUGUCUUGUUACUCAGACUUUCCUUUCCCAGAAGAUUAUCCAAACUAUGUGCCAAAUUCUCAAUUCCUGGAAUAUCUCAAAAUGUAUGCAAACCGGUUCAACCUUCUGAAACACAUUCAGUUCAAGACUAAAGUCUGCAGUGUAACAAAAUGCCCAGAUUUUACUGUCACUGGCCAAUGGGAGGUGGUCACUCAGCAUGAAGGAAAGCAAGGGUCUGCCAUCUUUGAUGCCGUCAUGGUCUGCACUGGUUUUCUUACUGACCCAUAUUUGCCACUGGACUCUUUCCCAGGUAUAAAUACCUUUAAAGGCCAGUACUUUCACAGCCGACAGUAUAAAUACCCAAAUAUAUUUAAGGACAAGAGAGUCCUUGUGAUUGGAAUGGGGAAUUCAGGCACAGACAUUGCUGUGGAGGCCAGCCACCUGGCAGAAAAGGUGUUCCUCAGCACCACCGGCGGGGCGUGGGUGAUCAGUCGAGUCUUCGACUCAGGGUACCCGUGGGACAUGGUGUUCACGACUCGGUUUCAGAACAUGUUCAGAAAUUCUCUCCCAACUCCAAUUGUGAACUGGCUGCUGGCGAGAAAGAUGAACAGCUGGUUCCAUCAUGCAAAUUACGGCUUGGUACCGGAAGACAGGACACAGCUGAGAGAGCCUGUGCUAAAUGAUGAACUCCCAGGCCGUAUCAUCACUGGGAAAGUGCUCAUCAAGCCAAGCAUAAAAGAGGUGAAGGAAAACUCUGUCGUAUUUAACAACACCCCAAAGGAAGAGCCCAUUGAUAUCAUUGUCUUUGCCACUGGAUACACCUUUGCUUUCCCCUUCCUUGAUGAGUCCGUAGUGAAAGUCGAAAAUGGCCAGGCAUCACUGUACAAGUACAUCUUCCCUGCACAUCUGCCAAAGCCAACCCUGGCUGUUAUUGGCCUCAUCAAACCCUUGGGCUCCAUCAUACCCACUGGAGAGACCCAAGCACGAUGGGUUGUUCGAGUCCUAAAAGGUAUAAAUAAGUUACCACCGCAAAGUGUCAUGAUUGAGGAAGUCAAUGCAAGAAAAGAAAACAAACCCAGUGGGUUUGGCUUGUGUUACUGCAAAGCUUUACAAGCAGAUUAUAUCACAUACAUAGAUGAACUCCUGACCUACAUCAAUGCAAAACCCAACCUAUUCUCUAUGCUCCUGACGGACCCACGCCUGGGCUUGACCAUCUUCUUCGGCCCAUCCACACCAUACCAGUUCCGCUUGACCGGCCCGGGGAAAUGGGAAGGAGCCAGAAAUGCCAUCUUGACCCAGUGGGAUCGAACAUUCAAAGUCACCAAAACUCGAAGUGUACAAGAAUCCCCAUCUCCCUUUGCAAGCUUACUUAAACUCUUAAGCCUUCUGGCUUUGCUUAUGGCCAUUUUCCUAAUUUUCCUAUAAAUAAAAGAUUACCCAAAUGGCU